Notechis scutatus (mainland tiger snake) is the source of this 1244-nucleotide messenger RNA. The record is from RefSeq and is a predicted model, not a curated record. Lineage: Eukaryota; Metazoa; Chordata; Lepidosauria; Squamata; Elapidae.
CGGUGGCCGCCGAGGGCCAAUCGCGGCGCCCUUCCCGACGCGCCCCGCGGCCGGGCUGUACACAAUCAUCAUGGCCGCCACCUCUGCUUCCCCCGACUCGGAGGAAGCCGGCAUGGACGCGGAGGUGCGGAACCCGCCCGUGGGCUGCCAAGGCGGAGAGGAGGAGAAUGGCUCCCUAGCUGCCGAGAAGGCCUCGGAGGCCGACGAGCCCCAGAGCGAGGCCCCCGACCUGGAGGCCGCCUCCGUCAGCAACGGCGGCGACACCGAGACGGAGAAGGAGCUGGUGGAGCUGAAGAUCAUCUGGAACAAGAACAAGUACGACCUCAAGUUCCCUCUGGACAGCACAGGAGCGGACCUGAAGCUGAAAAUCCACUCGCUGACAGGCCUCCCGCCCGCCAUGCAGAAGGUCAUGUUCAAAGGACUGCUUCCGGAGGAAAAAACCUUGCGGGAAAUCAAAGUGAUCAGCGGAGCCAAAAUAAUGGUGGUGGGUUCGACCAUCAAUGACGUCUUGGCGGUCAACACCCCAAAAGAUGCAGCUCAGCAGGAAGUGAAGUCGGAAGAGGCCAAGAAGGAGCCCCUCUGCAGACAGAAGCAACAUAGGAAAGUCUUGGAUAAAGGGAAGCCUGAAGAUGUCAUGCCUUCUGUCAAAGGUGUCCAGGAGCGUCUGCCGACUGUUCCUUUAUCGGGCAUGUACAACAAGUCAGGUGGAAAAGUACGGCUAACCUUUAAACUUGAACAAGAUCAGCUCUGGAUUGGCACUAAAGAAAGAACAGAAAAGUUACCCAUGGGAUCCAUCAAGAACGUGGUGAGCGAACCCAUUGAAGGGCAUGAAGAUUAUCAUAUGAUGGCUUUCCAGUUGGGUCCCACAGAAGCCUCUUACUACUGGGUCUACUGGGUGCCCACCCAGUACGUGGAUGCAAUCAAGGAUACGGUGCUAGGGAAGUGGCAGUACUUUUGAAGGCACGCUCACCUCUGGCAUGGAGACGGACUGGGAUCUUAAGGACACUGCUGGAAGAGGCCCGGAUGGGUUUGGCUCCUGGGACUUCUUCACCAACGCCAUCUGGGAGAGGCCUGGGAGAACGCCAGAGGUGGGGAUCUCUCGCCAUUAGUUCCUUUUUAACUUAAAGCAGUGCAGCAGCAACGGCGGCGGCGGCAGCGGCAGCAGCAGCAGCUCUUGUUCUGCGGCAGCUUCAACCGUAUUUAAAAAAAAGCAAAUACAAAUGGAAAUCAAUAAAUCUUAAUUU